This is a messenger RNA of Erigeron canadensis, 450 nucleotides long. RefSeq lists its product as uncharacterized. The coding region runs from base 1 to 450 and encodes 149 amino acids. NCBI's taxonomy places the organism in Eukaryota, Viridiplantae, Streptophyta, Magnoliopsida, Asterales, Asteraceae. The transcript has a single exon. The record is from RefSeq and is a predicted model, not a curated record.
AUGUUUUUUAAAAUUGUCGAUGACAUCGAGGCGAAUUUUUCAUAUUUUCAAGACGGGAUCGAUGCACGUGGGAGAAGUAGUUUCAAGCCGCUCCAAAAAGUCGCCUCGGCCGUACGCCAACUCGUAAUAGGCAAUCCGCCCGACGAGUAUGAUGAGUACUUACAUAUGGCUGCUCAAACCGGGCACGAGUCCCUUGAUCAUUUUUGUGACGCCAUCAUUAAGUUGUAUGGUUGUGAGUACUUACGUAGGCCUACUCAACACAACGUGGCUUGUAUUUUCCAAGCACACGAAGAGCGCCAUCACAUGCUGGGGAUACUUGGUAGCAUCGAUUGUACACAUGUCGAGUGGUUAAAUUGUCCUAGACACUUGAAAGGACAAUAUGCGAGAGGCGACCAUGGCGUUCCCACUAUUAUGCUUGAGAUAACCGCUUCUCAAGAUACGUGGAUUUGA